Drosophila gunungcola (fruit fly) is the source of this 5373-nucleotide messenger RNA. It is a transcript of the gene NfI, whose product is annotated as nuclear factor 1 C-type. Bases 299 to 2623 code for a protein of 774 amino acids. Gene Ontology annotation, molecular function: DNA-binding transcription factor activity, RNA polymerase II-specific; RNA polymerase II cis-regulatory region sequence-specific DNA binding. Gene Ontology annotation, biological process: regulation of transcription by RNA polymerase II. The transcript has 9 exons. Lineage: Eukaryota; Metazoa; Arthropoda; Insecta; Diptera; Drosophilidae. Gene Ontology annotation, cellular component: nucleus. The record is from RefSeq and is a predicted model, not a curated record.
AACGGUUUGGUCGGUUGGUCGUUUGGGCCCUUUGGCUUGCUUAUGUAUUUGUUGAUUAAUUUGGAUUCAUGUACACACAUAUGACUCUCAAAGAGUCUAACAGUUGACGAGAACACAAGUCCACGGAGUCAUCUGUGAUUUGCCAAUUUUAGAUUUAGUCUAUAGGUACUCGUUUUGCAUAACACUGCUACUACUCUGUCCUUCUUCAGUGUGUUACGAAUUUUCUUGAUAUACAUAUCUUUUUUGAUGGAGUCAAAGCUAUAAUAAUAAAUUCAAUGAACCAACCAAUACCUAAGGUAUGUUUAUACCAGAUACUUUAAGAGGCUGUAUGAUCGAGACGGACGUUUCUUCUUAUUUGCAAACAUCAUCAUCGGGACAGGAUGAAUUUCACCCUUUUAUUGAGGCACUCUUACCGUACGUCAAAUCAUUUUCCUACUCUUGGUUUAAUUUGCAAGCCGCCAAACGAAAAUAUUAUAAGAAACAUGAAAAACGUAUGUCAUUGGAAGAGGAAAGACAUUGUAAGGAUGAACUGCAGAAUGAAAAAACAGAGGUGAAGCAAAAGUGGGCUUCUCGUCUGCUUGGAAAACUCAGAAAAGAUAUUACACAAGAAAGCCGAGAGGAUUUUGUGCAAUCAAUAAUCGGAAAGCGAAAAUCUAUUUGUGUUCUUUCGAACCCCGAUCAAAAAGGAAAAAUGCGGCGCAUAGACUGCCUACGGCAAGCUGACAAAGUGUGGCGACUUGACUUGGUCAUGGUCAUACUCUUCAAAGCGAUUCCCUUAGAAAGCACAGAUGGUGAGCGGCUUGAAAAAAACCCGGAGUGCUUACAUCCAGGAUUGUGUGUAAAUCCGUAUCACAUAAAUGUUUCUGUUCGAGAAUUGGAUUUGUACUUGGCCAACUUUAUAAAUACUCAUAACUCAGUUACCAAUACGAAUCCGACAUUUUCAACACCUUCAGGUGUGAGUUCACCAAACUUGACCUUAUAUGCUCGAAGCAAUGAUCUAUCAGACAGAAAAGAUGAGGUCGUUGACAAGAAAAAUGAGGGUGCUAGACAAAAUCCAUAUAACGGAGUAGUUUGUAAUGACAUUAUUUUAGCAACUGGAGUAUUUUCAUCGCAAGAACUGUGGACGUUAUCCAAAGAUCUAAUUUUAGACGAGGCAAACGAUGAUAGUCUGAACUCUAAUCUUAUUAAAAGAGAGAAUGUUGGAGCUGCCUAUGAGUGCAAUACAUAUCAAAUGAACUCUGAGUCUUCAAUGUCUGCUGCCCAGAGUCUGGUUCAAUCUGGAGCAAUUGUGGCUAAUCCGAUUCCCCUUGGAUAUAGCAUUGACUUUAUAGAUCAGAGGAGUAUGCAUUUGUCACAGAGCCCUUUGUUACGUACAGAAGGCACAAAUGGUGAUGCCCAUGAUGUCAGCAAGAUCGAUCAAAACAGCUCGCCACCAAUUACCAGUACUUCAUCAGACAAUGGCACUAGUAGUUUUUCCCUGAUCGUAAGAGCAACAGAUAGCUCCAAUAGAGAUCCAAAAACUCCUACAGAUUCUAACAUUUCACUGCACCGCUAUACUUCACUUAAUAGUCGGCCACUUGCCCAAGCUACUUCACAACAUAAUUGCUCUUCAUUGCAUACAACAUCUACAAGCCCAAUUAAUACCUUGUAUUACCCCCAGCACAAUAAUCCACGAAUACCGCAGUCGAAUUCUGUAGAGGAACAAAACCGUGUUGGAUCCGAUAAAUAUGCAACGGAGCCUCAAGAUAUUUCGGAUUUCGUCACAUAUGUUUGUCAAGACUCUAGCCACACUACAACAAUAACUGGAUCAGUGGAAAACCAUCCCUUUCAACACACUCAUACACUCCCACACUCACACGUCUCACAAGGUCAUUCGCCACAUUUCCAAAUCCAUCAACAACUGCGAACUGCAAAGUUGACGACUUCGCCGUCAUCUCAUUAUCACAGUACAAUGCUUCCGCCAAUGCUGCCUCCAAUGGCUCGGCCUGUAGCUAUUAUUCGCAGCAGCAGUGAUUUAACACUAGUCCAAUCACCACCUCCUUCUUUGACGCUGGCAAACCAAUUUCCAAACUUAAGCAACAACAACUGUAUUACGAAAAAUAGCCUGGAAACGGAUAAUAUAAGACUUACAAAUACACUAGACAACAGCCAUAGUCCUGUUGAAACUGAAGUUGUGCCACAACACGAAAUAGCAGAAAGUGCAUCUCCUCAACCGCAACCUCACACGCCGGCAUCGACAAGUCCACAAUCUUAUCUCGAUCCUGGGCGUUGUAAGCUUUUAUCAGCUGGCCCCAACAUAGGCAGAAUUACAACGCAAAUAUAUCCAUCAUCGAAUAACAGAGAAUAUUUCAACCACUUUCAUUCGCAACCCACAUCGCUUUUAGGAUAUGCAGGCUCCAUUUCCACAAUGUCUGGAGUUAUAAGUCCAACAGACUUAAGCCUUUACUCAGCUCCGAUGGCAGUAUCACGAUCAAGUACCAGGACGAGGUGGAACGAAGGGGAUCAUAAUGUUAUUCCUCAUUCUACAUCUAGUACAAACAUAGAAAACACCCAAGUUAUAUUAAUGGAAGAUUCGUCUGGACGUUAUAUAGAUGAAUACUCAAAUCGUGACUAUGUGUCAUGAUCUAAGCUUAAUUAAAUAAAAGUGAUGAAACUCUUCGGCUUGGGCAUGCCAAAUAAAUAAUUAAAUAAGAGUACCUUAUAAAUAUAUACAUAAAAACCAAAUGCACAUAAAUUUUAUAAAAACUAUCGAUAAUAACACUAACAUGCUUUGGACUUUAAUAUAAUUAGAGGGACUUAAAAAAAGGCCUUUAAUCAGACGUCUAUAUAAUUACUCCGUUAUAUAUUUCAUACUCGUCAGCAAUCAGAGAAAAGAAAAAGAGAAAAAAAUCGGGGAAGUCAUUAGAAGCUGUUUAAUUAUUGUACAUUUCAUUUCAUUUUCUUAUUAAAAAAAAUUUUGUUAACAUAUUACACAACACAAUUUUAAUAAGUAUCCAUUAUAAAAGUAUAGACCUGCACAAGUACACUCGAAGUGUAAUCCACUUCAAAAAAAGUUGACAAGACAGCUCGAAAAAUGUCGAUUUAUCUCCUUGUUUUUAAUACAUGAAUUGGCUUCAAUCAUAGGAACUGUAAAUAGCGGUUGAGUGUUUUUGUAAUAAUUUGGAAUGUGGAAGUUUUCAUUAAAAAUAGCUUUAGCCCGUGCCUAACCCGGUUUUAUACGAUUAAAAUAAUUUGAUAGUUGAGAAAUAUAAAUUUUUAAAUACUGACUCAAACAUUUUUGAUUUUGCCACUCUAGGCUUUUUUUAAAAUGUAGACAGUUUUCACAGUAAGCUCUCAAAUUUCAAUCAUAAGGCUUAGUCACUUUUGAAAAGUAGAAGAAAAUUAUAAACAUUUUUCUUUGUUAAUUUAAAAACUAACUAAUAACUUACGGAUUUUCAAAAUUAGAGAAGCAAAAAAUUUACUUACAUAUACUAGUUUUAAAAGAUAUUAACUCAUUCCCAGUGAUAAAAUUGUAAAUUUAUAAAUUUGUACUUUUUUUUCACACCACUAAAAUGUACGAAAAGAUGUUAUAAUUUUACUGCAAGAUUUUAGUGAAAUUUUAAAAUUUUAAAAUUUUAAUGCUUAACAACCUUUUGAAUUUAUAAGAUAUUUCUUUACCCCCUUAACAUGUGUGAAGGACCAUUUUUUUAAACACUUUUUGAAAAUUUUUUUUGGAAGCAGUAAAAUGUUAUUACUUGACUUUUUCAGUUAUUACGAAUUUGAACAAAAUCGUUUUCAGAAAUCAUGGUCGCCAGUUCGAAAAAUAUUUUUCUAGAAAAACGAGUUUGAAUGAAUAAGCACGAAUGAGGGCUUCUCAGAGCUAUAACUUUUACAAAUAUGUAACAAUCGCUUCACCCACAUAAUCUGAAUAUGUUUAAGGUGACUCAAAUGAAAAUAUAAAAAUUUGGAUUUUUGAAACAAUGUUUUUAGAAGUUAUCAAAAUCACUUAAGGGGCUAACUUUUAUUAAAUUUUUUUUUGUACAUAUCGAUAGUUUUAACUUAAAAUUAUCCUGUGAAAACGGCAAGGUCGUCUCUAAAAUUGUUUUUGAAUGGCAGCGUUCCUGAAACCUUAACUGCGUUUAUCUCGGAUUGACGUUUUUGAAACUGCUAACAUUGGCAUUUAAUCAUCUUAAAUAGGUCCUACCUACAAUGUCCUACGAACUUUUGGAUUGGUCAAAAAUUGUCCAUUUGGAUGAAUUCAAAAAAACUUUUUUUUUCUUCUUUUAGUCCCGUUAUUUUUCAACAUUGCUGUAAAAAAAAACUCACUCAACUUUUGCAGGAAUAUAAUGAUUAGGCUUUUUAUAAAUUUAAAUAAGGAGAAACCGAAGCUAAAAUUAUAUUUUUCUAGUAGCCGUGCUGAACAAUAACUAAAACUUUCAUAUGCAUAUAAUAAUUUUAAUAAAAAAAUAUUUGUCUGUCAUAAGAUUUAAUCAAAACAUAUAAAGUUAAACUUUGAGUUAUUGGGGACACUAUUCUUCGAAAACUUAGCUUUGGAUUUAUUUUGAUGCUGAAUUUAGAAUCAGAUGUCGAACAUUUAAGAAAUAUACAAUAGUAGCACUACUAAUGGAAAUAUAUAAUUAUGUUUAUAAAUGAAUUGUAAGUGGACAUAAUUAAAUAAUUUUUAUCUGAUAUGCUCAAUAAUUAUAAAAAUAACUUUAGUUAAGUGAAUAUGUUUAAUAGAAUUUUUGGACAUGAAACAGGAAAAACUUAAGAGGAGUUUCCAGUCUCUUCCUGUUUUAUUUUUAAAAAAUGUAAAUGGAUAAGAAUUUAAAAAAAGGAAAAAAGGAAUUAAUGAUAUUGUAAGAAAAUAAUUAUAAUAAGUGCCUGACUUAUUUUUUAUCAGAGUGAUGAAAUGAAUUUAAUUUGAAUAUUUUGUAACCGUAAAUAGUAACGGAAAUAGUUUUGAAAUGAAACAUGUAGAUUAAGAUUUAUGUUUUUUAAUCUAAGCGUGGAAUAGUUAUGUAAUAGGUAUUCACUCAAGUUGGUCACAUUGAGUGGGUAUCUAUUUCAUAAUUUGUUUUGUUUCUUAAAGAAAUUUUUUCAGCUUAAAUUUAAUUUUCGUCAUUUCUAAAUUUAUAAAAUGUUGGUACAAUAAUAAUAUUAAGUGGAUGGCAAAGGGCAUGUGAAAGAAGAAAACAAUAUUCAAACUAUUAUAAGAAUUGGCUGUGAAUAUAAUCUUACGCUAACGCUGUUUGUAAGUUAAAUUUAAAUGAAAGUGCUUAUUAUAAAAAAUUGUAUUGUAUUGUAUUGCAAUAUUAACAUUUAUAUUGAAAAAACAUAGACUGUAAACAAAAGGAGACUUGGUAACAAUAUAAGAGAAUAUUUUAUUAAAGA